AUGUGGACAAAACUCUUAUCCGUUGCCGCCAGCCUGCCAUUGGCCUUGGGCUUCAACAACCCGCCGGGAGUCGAUAUUUGGUGCGGGAAGGCUUACCGAGCCAGCAAUGCCUCGUUCAACCCCGGUGGCUGGUUUGAAAUGCCCUCAUACUCGUCCACCCCACUACUCAACUUCAAAGUCCGACCCCGAAUGAGUAUCUACCUCGACACCGACGCAACAGGGAGUCUUCUCGUCGACACCUCCAUCUCGCAUCUCUUCGGCGACCCAUUACCCAUUGAGACCACCAGUCCUUCCACCACCCAACACCUACACCUCAACAUCCACAUCCUCGCAGAAGAUGGUACUCCCGUCGCCACCAUAACGAACCACACCCUUUCUCUCAACACUACCAACACCGAAAUUCCCCUCCCGUUCGACAACCUCACCCCCCAAUUAACCCCCUACACCAUCACCACCAUCGCGUCCCUCUCCAACACCACCACCAUCUUCACCUCGAUCUCCGACCUGUACUACCUCCCCCACCGCGCCGACGGCGGCAGCGCCACCCGCAUCGACCACCGCUACAACAGCCUCUCUUACCUCCGAGGCACAAACACCACCUGGACCCCCAUCAUCCCCUACACCUACUACGCCCAAUGGUCCCUCUACUGGGACACCUCCCCCAGCACCCUCGCCACAUUCACCUCCAAAGGCUACAACACAAUCCACAUCGUCCCCACCGGCACCCUCUCCGACACCCCCUUCCCCUGGUCCACCUUCACCCCCUACCUCACCCUCUCCGACACCCUAGGUCUCCACCUCCAAUACGACCUCCUCUGGGACCCCACCAACCUCACCACAAUGAUCAACCAGAUCUCCCACAUUCACACCCACCCGUCCCUCCUCCUCUACUACACCGGCGACGAACCCGACGGGAAAUCCAACCCCCUCAACUCCACAAAACACGCCUACGACACCAUCCGCGCCCUAGACCCGUACCACCCCACCUCCCUCGCCCUGAACUGCAAUAACUUCUACUACGAGAACUACGCCUCCGGCGCAGAUAUAAUCCUCUCGGACGUCUACCCUAUUAGUACGAAUACCUCCUGGUCAACGGUCUACAACACACCGUGUAAUGCCACGUACGGAUGCUGUGGGUGCGAUGACUGCGAGGGGAAGUUUGAGGAUAUUAGUUCGAGGAUCGAUCAAUUCCGAUCCUUUGAUGAGGUGAUUGGCUGGGAGAAGGUGCAUUGGGGUGCGCCGCAGGCGUUUGGGAAUGAGACGUUUUGGACGAGGUAUCCUACCGC
Messenger RNA from Aspergillus sclerotioniger CBS 115572, 1286 nucleotides. RefSeq lists its product as uncharacterized. The annotation marks the transcript as partial. NCBI's taxonomy places the organism in Eukaryota, Fungi, Ascomycota, Eurotiomycetes, Eurotiales, Aspergillaceae. The transcript has 3 exons. The record is from RefSeq and is a predicted model, not a curated record.